Molecule: messenger RNA, 585 nt
Organism: Ipomoea nil (Japanese morning glory)
Lineage: Eukaryota; Viridiplantae; Streptophyta; Magnoliopsida; Solanales; Convolvulaceae
Product: F-box/kelch-repeat protein At3g23880-like
Exons: 2
Coding region: 1-585 (194 amino acids)
Source: RefSeq, a predicted model, not a curated record
AUGGUUUUAAGCGUGGGUCAUGGAAAAGAAGUGAUAAGAGGGUUUAGUAGUGGGUUUGUUUAUCCCAGAAUUGCUGUGUUUGUGAGUGGUAGUCUCAACUGGUGCAACAACAAUUUAGAUGACAGUGAAUGGAAUUGGAAUAUAAUUUCUUUUAAUUUAACCACCGAAACAGCCAAAGCUAUAGCGUUACCCAGCCAUGAACACGGAGAUGCCAUUUGUAUAGGUGAGUCAAGAGGAUUGCUUUUUGCAGGUUUUCAUCACAAACAUCAAAUGGAAGUUUGGGUGAUGAAUGAGUUUGGAGAUCAAGAAUCGUGGACUAAACUAGUCUGCAUUUCAAACUUACCAAUUCAUCAUCCACUUCCCCGGGGUUCAGAGAACACUGCAUACAUGGCUCUGUGUAAUGCUAAACUCGCAAUUGUACAUGUUUCGGAAAACGGUGAUAUUCUAAUGAUGGUUGGGCAUCAGUUGAAGCUCCAUAGACCUAAUGCUAGAAGGGGUAAGAAUUUUAAUAUCCCCUAUGCUCUUGGUUAUAUGGUUGGUACUUAUGUGGAUACCCUUGUUUCUCCAGCCAUGAUUGGUCUGUAA